AUGUCCCAGGAACAAUGUUGCCAAGUUCAACUCUCUUAUCACCCAUUCACAUAUUGGACUCCGGACAACCUACAAUUCAGCGAGUUGGUGCGGGCACACGCCAUCUAUGGUGGCGUACCUGGCUGUGUCAGUUGUCGAACGUCCUGUAAAAACGUAAGAUGUGGUCCAAGCAAGACUUGUCGUAUGCGUGGGAAUCAACCCCGUUGUAUUUGCUCACCUGACUGCACACCUCCAGUUCGUUUUCGAAGGUACAGGGGCAAAAUAUGCGGUUCAGACGGCCAAGAAUAUCGCAAUUAUUGCAGUUUGUUAAAACAUAAUUGUCGUCACAGAAAGUCAGUCAGUAUCGCCUAUUUUGGAUCGUGUAAAAAUUCGUGUAAGAACGUAAAGUGCUACGGUUUAGGAAAGAGAUGCCUGGAAGACCGCACAACCCUGCCUCAUUGCGUCUACUGCAACCAAAGAUGCGAGGGGUCGGUGAGAAACUCACGGGUCUUGUGUGAUGAAUAUGGCAACACCCAUCAAAGCUUUUGCCACCUGAUUGCAGCGGCCUGUCGCCUCGGACAAAGCAUUCGAUUGGCCUAUUAUGGCAGGUGCAGAGGUAAUGCCACAUGCAAUAACACAGUUUGUCCCGUUGGUAAGAGCUGUCUUACAAACCCCCGAGAUGGCAGUCCUGUGUGUUACGCUUGUAAUCGAUUGUGUGAUCAUGCGCCCAGUAUCAGGGUUUGUGGAACUGACAACCGCUCAUACAAAAACUAUUGUCAACUAAGCGCCCAAGCCUGCAGUCAGGGCACCUUCAUCAAAGCCAAACAUGCAGGAAAUUGUCAAUCAAGAAGAGAGGGUCGCCAGGGUGUCACAUGGCAGCCCCGAAGGCACCGAACGGCUGACUCCAUCGCAGGUUCAGACGAGACAAAACGCGGCAUUCUCUGA
Messenger RNA from Acanthosepion pharaonis, 924 nucleotides. The record is from the annotation of a GenBank genome assembly. NCBI's taxonomy places the organism in Eukaryota, Metazoa, Mollusca, Cephalopoda, Sepiida, Sepiidae.